UAAUGGAAUAAGUUAUUUAAGUCACUACAUCCAAUUAUUCUGAAAAGGUCAAUAAGGAAGGAAAGGCAGCCUUAAUAUUUGUUGGAGAUGUUCUAGCUGAAACUGGUUAAUCAUGGUGCUCAGAUACUGUUGAAGCAGAACCUACUAUCAAGAAUUAUGCAAUUCCACAAUUGUUGUAGAAAGGAUAUACAGUAUAUUGGUGUUGGACAGGUGAUAAGGAAACGUAAUAUAAUACUAAUUUUAUUAGAUGGAAAGAUCCAAACAACCCAGCUAGAGUCUCUGAAUGGAUUUAGAUCAAAUCAAUUCCAACUUUAUUAUUAGUCCAUGAAAAUAAAGAAGCAAUAAGAUUUGAAGAAGAAUAAUUAUUCAAUGAAAAUGCAUUGAAAUAAUUUUUAGAAUAAUGAA
This is a messenger RNA of Paramecium pentaurelia, 405 nucleotides long. NCBI's taxonomy places the organism in Eukaryota, Ciliophora, Oligohymenophorea, Peniculida, Parameciidae. The record is from the annotation of a GenBank genome assembly.